UAUUUUCAGUUCCUCUUCAAUAUUUUUUCCUUUUAACUCUCUCUUUAUAUAGAAUAUAUAUACUUACAUACACAUCGUUUCUUUUACGUCAAAAGUACUAAAUCCCAGAAAUCAAAUAUCCCUCAGACCUCAUUUUUCUUGCAUGAAUCUGAUCUGGGUUUUGUUUCCUAAGCAAAUCCCAGUUCUAAAUCUCUACUUUUUUUGCUUUAUAUACAUAUAUAUUUACAUAUAUACACGUACCAACAAUUGGAUAGUAGUUACACCUCAAGAUUUUUUUUUUAAUCGCCACUUUUUCAGAGAUGUUUUUUUAAUCUGGCUAUAGGUUUUUUAAGUUUUCCGGUGAUUUGCUAGUUCAGAAUAAUUCAGUGAGCGUCAAUUGGAUAAGCGGAUCACAUGGAGGCAUCAACGGCCCUGAUGAUCUUAUCAGCUGUAGCGGCGUAUAUGAUAUGGUUCAGAUUGAUCUCGGGGUCAAUGAAAGGUCCACGUGUUUGGCCCAUAUUCGGAAGUCUUCCGGGCCUAGUCCAGCAUUCUCAACGCAUGCAUGACUGGAUCGCGGAAAAUCUACGCACGUGUGGCGGCACGUACCAGACUUGCAUAUGUGCGAUCCCAUUCCUGGCUCGGAAGCAAGGCCUCGUGACUGUCACAUGCGACCCGAAAAACUUGGAGCACAUCUUGAAGGUCCGGUUUGAUAAUUACCCCAAGGGCCCCACUUGGCAAGCCGUAUUCCAUGAUCUGCUGGGUGAUGGGAUCUUCAACUCUGAUGGUGACACGUGGGUGUACCAGCGUAAGACUGCCGCGCUGGAAUUCACCACCCGUACGCUCCGCCAAGCCAUGGCUCGGUGGGUGAGUCGUGCCAUCAAGCUUAGGUUCAUCCCGAUCCUCGAGACGGCUCAACGCGAAGCCAAGCCGGUUGAUCUUCAGGACCUCUUGCUUCGGCUCACUUUUGACAACAUAUGCGGCUUGGCGUUCGGGAAGGACCCGCAAACGUUGUCUGCUGAGCUUCCAGAGAACAGCUUUGCUACGGCUUUUGACCGAGCCACCGAAGCCACGCUACAACGCUUCAUUUUGCCUGAGAUAAUGUGGAAGCUCAAGAAGUGGCUCGGGCUUGGGAUGGAAGCCAGCUUGAGCCGAAGCCUCAAACAUGUGGACGAGUACUUGUCCAGCAUCAUCGAAACACGCAAGCUUGAGUUGCUGAGUCAACAAAAUGGUGCAAGUGGGGCCACACAUGACGACUUGCUGUCCAGGUUCAUGAAGAAAAAGGAGUCAUUCUCAGACGAGUUCCUCCAACACGUGGCGCUGAAUUUCAUCCUAGCUGGACGCGACACGUCAUCAGUCGCGUUGAGUUGGUUCUUUUGGUUGGUGACUCUGAACCCCAAGGUGGAAGAGAAGAUCCUCACCGAAAUUUGCACGGUUUUGUUAGAGACGCGUGGUAGUGACCUCCAUAAGUGGGUGGAAGACCCGCUAGCGUUUGAAGAAGUUGACCGAUUGAUAUAUCUUAAGGCAGCAUUAUCCGAGACCCUUAGGUUGUAUCCUUCGGUGCCGGAGGACUCUAAGCACGUAAUUUCUGAUGACGUUUUGCCCGACGGGACAUUUGUGCCGGCGGGCUCAUCCAUCACCUAUUCGAUUUACUCCACUGGCCGAAUGAAGUACAUUUGGGGCGAAGAUAGCCUAGAAUUCAAACCCGAGAGGUGGUUAAGCUCUGAUGGAAAAAUAUUUGAGGUGCGAGAUUCCUAUAAAUUUGUGGCAUUUAACGCGGGUCCGCGAAUUUGCUUAGGGAAGGAUUUAGCUUACUUGCAAAUGAAGUCAAUAGCGGCGGCAGUGCUGCUGCGACACCGGCUCACCGUGGUGCCGGGCCACUCUGUCGAGCAAAAGAUGUCAUUGACGCUGUUCAUGAAGUAUGGCUUAAAGGUCAGCGUACGACCAAGGGACUUGAAGCCGAUUUUGGCAAGAAUAUGCAAAAGUGACUCGUGCGCUAAAGAGGCCCUCACCAACGGUAACCACGAAGGGGGUGUUGAAUUGUUGGCCGGUGUUGCCUAGUAGGGGUAAUCAUUAUUGGGUUUUUGAACUUUUUAAGGUUUAAAGUUUUAAUUUUGAAUACAAGGCAUAUAGUAGUACUUGGGGUAAAUAAUCAAGGUAAAGUUUAGAAGCAAAGAGUCUAUUUGUGAUUCAUUAUGACGGGUGCUUCUCAUCUUUGGUGGGGUUAUUGGUUUCCGUCAUGGUAAAUCAUGAUAGCUUCGCUUUAGUGUUUAAUUUGUGUUCCAAAUCAAUAAAGGAGAUGAAUAGACUUAAUAGUGGAGUAGUAAGUUAGUUUUGAUUAUGAGCCAUUUUAGGUCUCUCUCAUCUCACAUGGCACAUAUAUAUUGGGUAAGCAUAGUAUAUCCAUUCAUGGAAAUAGAAUUUGUUGUAUUACCAAAAUACUAUUACUAUAUAUAUAUAUAUAUUAAUAUAUAUUUUUGGCUUUUUUGGGGGUAUAUGUAUUUGGUAUACAUGAGUAGUAUGUAUGAAGUACUGUUUGAUAUAAGAAGCAGACAAAGUUAAUUCA
Messenger RNA from Morus notabilis, 2542 nucleotides. Its product is annotated as cytochrome P450 86A22. Gene Ontology annotation, molecular function: monooxygenase activity; iron ion binding; oxidoreductase activity, acting on paired donors, with incorporation or reduction of molecular oxygen. The transcript has a single exon. The coding region runs from base 394 to 2037 and encodes 547 amino acids. The record is from RefSeq and is a predicted model, not a curated record. NCBI's taxonomy places the organism in Eukaryota, Viridiplantae, Streptophyta, Magnoliopsida, Rosales, Moraceae.